UAUGUAUAUAUCGUUCUCAGCCAUUAGCAAACCCCAAUCUUUCUCUCUCAUCUACGAAGAAGAUUCUUGAUUAAUUAAGAAGCUAGCAAACAUGGCCACAACGAUGAACAUAUUCUCCACCAAAUGGUCCUCUGAAGUGGAUAUAGAAGAGUAUAGCAUCAUCCACCAAUACCACAUGAACUCACUCAUAGGAGAUGUUCCACAGUCUCUCUCAUCUUUUGAUGAUACUACCACUUGUUAUAACUUUGAUGCUUCUUGUAAUGAUGAUUUAGUCGAACAGAAACCUUCAAAGAUCCUCAAGACCACUCAUAUCUCACCAAAUUUACAUCCUUUUCAUUCUUCCAAUCCUCCUCCUCCCAACCCUCAGCCGUCUUCUAGAAUUCUUUCUUUCGAAAAGAGAGGUUUAAAAUUUAUGAAUCAAAACUCCCCAAACCUAAUAUUUAGCACCAAGGAAGAAGUUGGAUCACCAGAGCUGACCACGAGAGAGACAAAGAGGGCUAAACCUUUGAAUCGAAGCCAAUCAAAUGCUCAGGAACACAUACUCGCCGAGAGGAAACGGAGAGAGAAACUUACUGAAAGAUUUGUAGCUCUUUCCGCCCUAAUUCCUGGCCUAAAGAAGAUGGACAAGGCUUCUGUGCUGGGAGAUGCUAUAAAGCAUAUAAAGUACCUCCAAGAGAGUCUCAAAGAGUAUGAGGAACAAAAGAAAGAAAGAACAAUGGAAUCAAUGGUUCUUGUGAAGAAGUCUCAGCUUGUUUUGGAUGAUAACCAACAAUUUUCCUCAUCUUCCUCAGAUGAAAAUCGCGACUUCUCGAGCUCAAGUCUUCCAGAGAUGGAAGUUAGGCUUUCGGGACGUGAUGUUCUUAUUAAGAUCCUUUGCGAGAAGCAAAAGGAUCAUGUGACCAAUAUUAUGGGUGAGAUUGAGAAGCUUGGUUUGUCUAUCACCAGUAGUAGCGUCAUGCCCUUUGGACCCACUUAUGACAUCUCUAUUAUCGCUCAGAAAGAUAGCGAUUUUGAUAUGAGAAUCGAAGAUGUUACAAAGAGCUUAAGUUGUGGCUUAUCAAAGUUCAUGUGAUGACAUGGUUUCACGUUACAAAUAUAUGCACAAGCAUCAUCUAUUAUUUCUCCGACUGACGAAUCCCAAGUUGAUCUUUUUUCCAUGAAAAUGGUUUUUAGUUGAUAAGUUUGUUUCAUGGAGGUUCAUAAGUCAUUUAUGGAACCUUGUUCUUAUUGUUUAAGUGUGCUUAAGAUACAUGUCAUCAAUUGUUAUAGUAGACGGGAUUUUUUUCGC
Molecule: messenger RNA, 1288 nt
Organism: Thlaspi arvense
Lineage: Eukaryota; Viridiplantae; Streptophyta; Magnoliopsida; Brassicales; Brassicaceae
Source: the annotation of a GenBank genome assembly